Molecule: messenger RNA, 885 nt
Organism: Penicillium soppii
Lineage: Eukaryota; Fungi; Ascomycota; Eurotiomycetes; Eurotiales; Aspergillaceae
Gene: sho1
Product: osmosensor SHO1
Exons: 3
Coding region: 1-885 (294 amino acids)
Molecular function (GO): protein binding
Source: RefSeq, a predicted model, not a curated record
AUGGGCAAAUUCAGACCUAGUAACAUCCUUGGCGACCCGUUCGCGCUCGCGACCGUCUCAAUCUCCGUUUUGGCAUGGCUCAUCGCCUUCAUCUCAUCGAUCAUUGCCGAUGUACAAAAAGCACAGUACCCCAACUACUCUUGGUGGGCCAACUGCUACAUGUUCUGUGUUAUCAUCGGUCUGAUCACGACCUUUGGUACUGACACAGGCCAUGUCUAUGGCGUCGCAAUUGUCGGCUACCUCGGCUGUGGCUUGGUCCUGACCUCCCUAAGCGCCAACAACCUGAUCUACGAAAAUCAAGGCUCAAUGCAAGCAGCGGGUGCAGGCUUCAUCCUCCUCUCAAUGAUCAUUAUUAUUUGGAUCUUCUACUUCGGCUCAACACCCCAAGCAACCCACCGCGGCUUCAUCGACUCCUUCGCCCUGAACAAAGAACACCCUGCCGAGCCAUCCUCCUACCGCGGCAGCCGCCCAAUGUCUAGCGCAUUUGGCGCCCGACCAGAAACCAUGGCCACAAGCACCACUCCCCAGAUGUACACCUCCGCCCAACUAGGUGGUUUCGAGACCUCCUCCCCCGUCUCCGGAUAUCCAGGCGGAGCACCCGGCGCCGAACGAUCCUCUUCCGCCCCUCGCUUUGGAACCCCAACCGCCAAUACCCCUGGUAACGGCAACGACCAAGAAGCUGGCGAAGUACCCCAGCCAACCGAUUACCCGUACCGGGCGAAGGCAAUCUACUCAUACGACGCCAACCCGGAAGACGCGAACGAGAUCAGUUUCGCUAAGCAUGAGAUCCUCGAGGUGUCUGAUGUCAGUGGACGAUGGUGGCAGGCUCGAAAGCAGAAUGGAGAAACUGGCAUUGCGCCCUCGAACUAUCUGAUCCUUCUGUGA